AUGUCGUCUUAUAUGUCUCAUAGAAGAGCUGGUGAUGCCGGUAUCCCAACUAGCAGGAACCCGCAAGCUAGCAAUUUCACUCCAAUGAAUACAACUCCAAGCUAUCCAAAUAUUCGCAAAUUUCCUGGUCAAAGUUCUAACGGAUUUGAAGACCUAAAGCAGAAAGCUGAGAAGUUUGCUGAAAAGGUGGAGGAUUUGACUACACAUCCUAUAGUGCACCAGAUCAGUCCUUAUGUUCCUAGCAUUUCUCGGUUCUUUAUUGUGGCCACUUUUUAUGAGGAUUCAUUCCGUAUUCUUACACAAUGGUCUGACCAAGUAUUUUAUCUACACAAAUGGAAGCACUAUCCAUAUAUACUUGUUGUUUUGUUUUUGUUAAUUGUUACUAUCUGUAUGUUGGGUGGUGCUACUUUGUUGGUUUUGAGAAAGCAUACCAACUAUGCAACUGGUGUUUUAUGUGGAUGUAUUAUCAUGCAAGCUCUUGUCUAUGGUUUAUUCUCUGGUUCGGCCUUUGUGUUGAGAAACAUCAGUGUCAUUGGUGGCUUGCUAAUCGCCUUCAGUGACUCUAUUGUCAGAAAUAAGACCACAUUUGCGAUGUUACCUGAAUUGAACAGCAAAGAUGAUCAAACUAAGGGCUACCUAUUACUGGCUGGUCGUAUGUUAAUUGUUAUUAUGUUUAUUGCCUUCACUUUCAGCAAGUCUAUAAUCACUAUUCUGAUUACCGUUGUCUGCACGGUGUGCUUUGCUAUCGGUUACAAGACCAAGUUUGCCUCCAUAAUGCUGGGUUUCAUUUUGACUUUCUACAACGUUACUUUGAACAACUACUGGUUCUACGACAACAGCAAGAGGGAUUUCUUGAAGUACGAGUUUUAUCAGAAUUUGAGCAUCAUUGGCGGUCUGCUACUAGUCACCAACACCGGUGCUGGCGAACUAUCUGUUGAUUCGAAGAAGCGUAUUUACUGA
Nakaseomyces glabratus is the source of this 960-nucleotide messenger RNA. RefSeq names its product protein ERV29 (gene ERV29). Gene Ontology annotation, cellular component: membrane. The record is from RefSeq and is a predicted model, not a curated record. NCBI's taxonomy places the organism in Eukaryota, Fungi, Ascomycota, Saccharomycetes, Saccharomycetales, Saccharomycetaceae.